UGUGUGUGUGUGUGUGUGUUUUGAUGCAGCAGCGUCUCCUCUGCAGCAGAUUUCUUCUUCAUUUCGGACGGAGAGACUGAAGCUGAAGUCAGGAUUCUGCACCAGUGAUCGUCAUCAUGGAGGUUCCCAGGAGGCCUCAGCCCUCCUCCUUCACUCUUCCUCUCCCUAAACCAUCCUCCUCUUCCUCUCCAACGAUGAAGGAGAAGGACAGAGACGAGACCUUCAGCUCGGAGGAGGAUGCCAACGUUUUUGUGGACGAAACAAACACUUCCACACAUGUAAGACUUUCCUCUCAGGACAGUUUCUCAGACGAGGGGAAGAAGAAGAACACAGAAGAGGAGGAAGAGGAGGAGAAGAAGAAGAAGACGUUGGAGGAGGAAGCAGCAGAUAAAGAGAGGGCGGCUCAGAGGCAGAUAUUGGCCGUCGAGGAGCUCGUCCAAUCAGAGAGGAACUACCUCCGUCUGCUGAAGGUCAGCACGGUGACCAUCAGGAGCAACCUCAACAAACUACAGCCUCCUCCAGCCGGUCUGGACAACAUGUUCCUGUUCAUCGAGGAGGUGAUGGACGUCUCCAGCCGUCUGCUCAGCCUGAUGGACCAGAAACAGCCUGAAGACCCUCUGUACCUGCAGAGCCUCUGUGAGUCGUUCCUCAGCCUGUCUGCAGACAUCGAGGCGUCUUAUAAAGAAUACCUGUCCAACUACUCUAACGUCACGGUGCUGGAGAACAGCUACAAGCAGAAAGAGAUGCUGUGGGACGACAUCGUGAGAGUCAUCAAGGCCUCGGCGCCGGAGGUGAACGCCACGUCUCUGACUUUCUUCCUGGUGAUGCCGGUCCAGAGGAUCGCCCGAUACCCUCUGCUCCUGCAGACCAUCCAGAAGCACACGGACAGACAGCACCCUGCGUACGCCCUGCUGGAGCACACCGCGCACACCUCCAUCGCUCUCAACUGCCGCAUCAACGAGUACAAGCGCUUCAGGGAAGUCGCCGACAAAUACAAGAAGACCGAGACUCUGAGCAUGAAGGACAAGAUGAACCGACUGAACACGCACAGCAUCGCCAAGAAGACCGCCCGGCUGAGCCAGCAGAUCAAACACGAGACGGGGAUCAAACCCAAGCUGGUGGACGAGGAGUUUGACGCUCUGGAAGGUUCCUUCUACGUUCUGGAGCACGGCAUCCUGCAGCUGCUGGAGAACGUGGAGACCUACCUGCUGCACCUGAAGGGCUUCCUGUCCUGCAGGACGGAGGACUUUGAUCUGGAUCUGGACGGAGAGAAAGCUCCGAUCUGCUACAAGGAGAUCUCCACGGCUCUCAGGCAGUGGAUCCUCCCCACCUUCGAGAAGAGGAUGAGGAAGAUGAUCCUCGCGCCCCUCCUCUCUCUGAAGGACCUCCUGCUGGGCCCCAGGAACCUGAUCAGGAAACGUCUCGACAAACUGCUGGACUACGAGAUGAUCGAGACCAAAACCACGCUGAGCUACGAGGAGCAGGGGGUCGUCAACACAUACAGGACGAUGAACACCCUGCUGCUCUCUGAACUGCCUCAGCUCAACAGCCUGGCUCUGCAGCUGAUCUGGAGUCUGCUGGGGUCGUUCAGCUGCGUUCAGAAAGACCUGGCCUCUGACAUGGAGACGCUGUUCCUCAGCUUCGCUCAGCAGCUCCCUAAAAGCUCCCUCAGCCCCAGUGCAUUCUGGGAGUGGGCGGAGGCUGCGGUGCUGGAUGAAGCUCGGAAACUGGAGACUUUGUGCCGGAGCGUCGAGGAGACCCUGAACGCACCGUCCAGCCAGCCGCUGAGCCCCUCCUCUCAGCAGCGCCUCCAGCAGCUGACGGAGAGGCACGGCUCGGAGAAGAUCUUCCAGGUGUCGGUGUGUGUGGUGGGCGGCAGAGACCUGGACCUGAGCCUGGCCCGAGGAGAGCUGGUGGGAGUCAUCAGCUGGGCCGACACCAGGGGGGACAAACGCAGGUGGCUGGUGGACGCUGGAGGUAGACGAGGGUACGCUCCUUCCUCGAAGCUGAUUCGCUACCACCAGGCGUCAGAGGCCCCGCCCCCUUCUCCACACCUGACCCUACCUGACGGGGGGGCAAUCAGACGACACUCCUACACCCCCGAGAGCCAAAGGCUGACCGUGCACAGCUUCCAGGUUUUGGCGGCGUACAACUUCACGGCCAGAGGAAACCACGAGGUGUCGAUGCGAGCCGGAGAGGCGGUUCGAGUCCUGGAGGCCAAGGACAAGCGGGGGAAUCCUGAGUGGAGCCUGGUGGAGGCGGGAGGGGGAAAGAGAGGCUACGUCCCCUCCAACUAUCUCACCAUGAUGCCUAUAGGAGGGUCCGCUGGAUCACACCCUCCGUUCUGAGGAGAGGAAACACUGGAUUCUGUUUAAAGCCUUUCAUUUUUAAAAAGGCAGCCAUCAAACGCUCUGUUCCUGUCCUCUGUGGAACAGGGAUGUACGCUAACAGCUGGGAAAACAUUGACGUAUGACAGAAGUGUGAGCUAACGUUCGCUUAGCAUUAAACGCUUGCUUCCACUGCAGAAGCCCCGCCUCUCAAUUCCUCCGAUUGGACGAUGGGAAACAACGGCAAAGAUAUGGGGAGAUUUUUGUCUUUCCGUCUGAUCAGACUCUUACAGCAGUAUUUCUGUUAUUAACCUGCUUCUCAAACAUCAGCAAAUCAGGGUUUUUAAAGCGACUUUGAGACAUUGAAUACAACAGUUUGACGCUCACAGUGUUCGAGCAAAAAGCCAAAUCCUGCUGAAGUUCGUAGACUUUUGCUACGCCUACUUUACGUGCAAAUAUACAUCAUUACAAAGAAAUUAAAUGUCAUUUCAGUUUCAAAACCCCUCAUUACCCUGUACCCUUAGACUCUAUUGGACUAAGGGCUUUUUUGGCUGUCAUUAAGGCCAUUUUUGCAUUAAGUCCAAACAUAUAUAGUUUGCUCCCUGAAGUUGAGAAAUCAAACAAAUGUGAGCUUUAAAAACACAGACGUCGGACUGUAACGUCACCCAAGCCUAAAACACAACGCGCUCAAGAAGACGUUAAGGUGUUCUGCUGCUGCAGAUAGUGAAGGAUUUAUGUAUAAACAGUGUUUUAAUAUCUAACUGCUACGCUGAGGAAAUGAAGGAAGCUACUGAUCCACAGAGAGGUGCAGGAAUGAGUCCUCAAACCUGGAAAUGAGUCAGCAUUUUACCACUUUUGUGUUUUUGCUCAUCAGCACUUUGUCAGAACAGAUGAUCUCUGAAGGACAAUCGUUUUAUAUUACAAAUCAUCAUCAGAGACAAUCGGGGGAACAGUUUGUGAAGGGUCGUGUGUGUGUGUGUGUGUGUGUGUGUGUGUGUGUGUGUGUGUGUGUGUGUGUGUGUGUGUGUUGU
Trematomus bernacchii (emerald rockcod) is the source of this 3358-nucleotide messenger RNA. It is a transcript of the gene arhgef37, whose product is annotated as Rho guanine nucleotide exchange factor (GEF) 37. Lineage: Eukaryota; Metazoa; Chordata; Actinopteri; Perciformes; Nototheniidae. The transcript is spliced from 14 exons. Bases 117 to 2348 code for a protein of 743 amino acids. Gene Ontology annotation, molecular function: guanyl-nucleotide exchange factor activity; protein binding. The record is from RefSeq and is a predicted model, not a curated record.